Messenger RNA from Chiloscyllium plagiosum (whitespotted bambooshark), 3084 nucleotides. RefSeq lists its product as uncharacterized. NCBI's taxonomy places the organism in Eukaryota, Metazoa, Chordata, Chondrichthyes, Orectolobiformes, Hemiscylliidae. The record is from RefSeq and is a predicted model, not a curated record. Gene Ontology annotation, cellular component: cytoplasm. Gene Ontology annotation, molecular function: pseudouridylate synthase activity; kinase activity; hydrolase activity, acting on glycosyl bonds.
CAGUGGAACAGAGCGAUUUGAUUGGCUGGAAGUUUCAAUCCUGUCAGGUCACAGUUCAUCGUUUAUGGAUACAUUGCCCGAGGGAUUGGAAAGUGCCUGUACUCACUGGAGAAUGCUGUGUAAACGUAUUCAUCUCUUGGCCCAACCUUGUGCAGCUCAGGGUUUCAUCAUUGCUCGAAGACUUCUCUAUGAUGGAUUGGUUAAACUUCAGCCAGAGGUCUCUGAAGCAAUAGCCAAGAAGAAGGCUGUGGUGGCUUUGGAGAGCACAAUCAUCACACAUGGCAUGCCAUACCCUCACAACCUGAAUACUGCUAAAGGAGUUGAGCAGAUUGUAAAAAGUCAUGGGGCAGUUCCUGCAACAGUCGGCAUUGUGAAAGGGAGGAUUCACGUUGGACUAUCAGACAGUGACCUGCAGUACCUGGCGGAAAGCAAGGAAACCCUCAAAUUAUCUCGGAGAGAUCUACCCUACAUCCUCAGCAAGGGCCUAUCUGGUGGUACCACAGUUUCAGCUACUAUGAUGGUAGCACACAGAGUUGGAAUUCCAUUGUUUGUGACUGGCGGGAUUGGAGGAGUGCAUCAUGAUGGCCAAAACUCAAUGGACGUAAGCACAGAUCUGACUGAACUGGGUCGCACUCCUGUUACAGUGGUUUCAGCAGGAGUCAAAUCCAUCCUGGAUAUUGGGCGAACAUUGGAAUAUUUGGAGACCCAUGGGGUUUGUGUGGCCACGUUUGGAAAGACACGUGACUUCCCAGCAUUCUUUAUUCCAAAGAGUGGUUUUCAGUCUCCUUGGAAUGUCACUGAUGAAGAGGAAGCAGCUCAGCUUAUUGCUUCUGCCCGUAGAUUUGGACAUGACAGUGGUGUGCUAAUCGCUGUCCCUAUUCCAGAGGAGCAGGCAGCAUCAAGCCUGGUUAUUGACGAUGCAAUCCAGCAGGCUGUGGUAGAAGCCAGGAAUAAAGGUAUUCAGAGCAAGGAAGUUACUCCCUUCAUUCUAACCAGAAUUCACGAGCUCACCAAAGGACUUUCCUUAACUGCAAAUAUCGCUCUCAUCAAGAACAAUGCAAAAGUGGGUAGUCGUAUCGCGUGUGCCCUCAGCAGGCAGUGUCACCACAAGUCCAGCACUCUGUCACAGCCAUCAAGGUUAAAGAAGGAUUCCUUUGCACGGCUGGUUGUAAUUGGUGGCUGCAAUGUUGAUUUCAUUGCAAAGGCAAAAGGAGGUAAUCUGGUGUUUGCUGGAUCCACAAACCGUGGUACCGUACGCCAGUCAAUAGGGGGAGUCGGCAGAAACCUUGCAGACUGUCUAAGUCGCUUAGGGUUGAAUCCACUGUUCAUCUCUGCCAUUGGAAAGGAUGACAAUGGAGAAGCAGUUCUUUCCUUUUGCAGUCACAUGGAUACUGGUGGUGUGGCAGUAUUACCAGGACAUAGCACAGCAGUGUACUGUGCAGUGAUUGCAGCAAACGGAGAGCUAAGCCUGGGCCUUGGAGACAUGGACAUUCACCGACAAAUAACAGAGCAGUAUGUUUCUAAAUUCAAGGAGCAACUCCAAUCAGCCUCAUUAGUGUGUCUAGAUGGGAAUAUCCCUGCAUCGACUAUCCAUUAUGUCUGCAGUGUUGCGAAAGAACAUGGAACACCAGUGUUAUUUGAACCGACAGACUCUAUCGCAGCUUGCAAACCAUUUGAGUCAGACAGUUGGAAAUCUAUGACAUUCACAUCACCCAAUCUGCAGGAACUAAAGGCAAUGAAUGAGGCUCUUGGACUACCAGUGCCAACAGAGUUGCCCACAUUGAUGGAUGAUGUCAUUGGUGUUGCGCUGGACAUGUCACAGCCACUGUUGAAACACUUGCAAUGUGUGAUUGUAACUCUGGGUCACCAAGGCGUACUGCUGUGUGGCAGAAGUGAAGAAGAAACUAUUUUUCUUCAGCCAAAGAAAGCUUCUAAGAUUGUACCUGGUAAAGUUUGUGCUAUCCAUUACCCAGCAAUUGCUGUUGAACCCAAAGAAAUAUUGAACGUAUCUGGAGCAGGUGACAGCCUUGCUGCUGGAAUUAUAGCAGGCAUUCUGACACAACAGGAGACUCACACUUGCAUCCGGAUGGGCUUACUGGCUGCCAGCUACUCACUCAAGUCACAAGAAGCCAUCUCCAUACAAAUCAGCACAGAUAGUGUGAACCCACAGCAGGUCAUUGACAGAGUAUGGCAGCAACCAGCAUACCAUUACGAGAACAAAGCAUCCAUCAACAGCGAACAAUAACUUCGCAGAUACUUGACCUGAUUCUUUUGGGAUUGAUUAAAAAUAGCAGGAUAUUAAAUUUGUUCAGAAAAAUUAUGUAAUAUUGAGGAAACGGUUGACAAUUGAACAGAAAUUAGGAUCAAAGUUUUGCAAAGUUAGUUCAAAGGAUCCUCCACUAAAUUAUUAUUCUAAAUACACUAUUAAACGUCUAGAAUUUAACAGUAAUUGAGCAUGAAUUACUACCUAUGUUAACAUCAGGAGUGGAGGAGUGUCCAGGAGGGAGCCCUGUUCUACUGCUCUCAGUAAUUGAGGCCAAAGUACUUUGGGAGUUAUGUUCAAGCUCGGCAGUAUGGAGCAAUUAUUUGUCUAAUUUAAAAAUGUAAUUGAUUUUUGACCUCUUUAAAUUAGUAGAUUGAAAAUCAAAUUGGAGUUGUCAUCUUACACCAAUCCCACGUCAUAACUCAGGUGGACAAACUCAGUGCUGACACAAAGAGCAAUGUCUGGAAGAGUACCCUUUCCCAAUAUUGAAACCCAUAACGUUAAUGAACACAAAUGUAUUUCAGGACACAGUGUAACUGCUUUACCUGAUCUCACUUGAAUUUGUUUAGUGAUUAAGGAAGAGCAUUACUAUGAUUAACAGAUGGAAAAGGUUAUAGCCCACCAGUGAGAUAUAGUAAAUAAUAUUAUUUAUAAGACCUGGCAAAUAACCCAAUAAUUCAGUACUUCUUUGACAUUGCUCUACAUUGGAUAGCAUCGUUUUCAUGGAAUGUCAUAUUCUGUAGCAUCGUGUUGAUUCUGUAUUGAGUGGGUUUCAUUUGUACAUUUUGAUUGUAAUUACAGUGUUCGACUUUGUCACUUCA